AUGGCUCGUGUCCGCAUAGAUCCUAUCAAAUUGGAGCAGUUGGCUCAUGAGAAGCUUAGUCAAGGCGGUUGGUACUAUGCAUCCUCUAAUGCGGGCAUGUCCAACACCCACCUGGCGAACCGUCAAGCCUUUUUCCGUCACCGUAUCAUCCCCCGACAACUAGUAGAUACCAACCUGCGAGAUACAACUACGGAGAUCUUUGGACACCACGUAUCAGCCCCAAUAGGCUUUGCGCCCAUCGGAAUCAACAAAAUUUACCAUCCAUCAGCAGAAGCCGCAGUCGCCAAGGUUGCAGGCGAACUCAAUCUCCCGUACUGCCUCUCUACAGCAGGAAGCACACCGAUUGAGAAAGUCGCAGAAGCAAAUGGCCAAGGUCCCCGGUUCUAUCAGCUGUAUAUGCCGCAUGAUGACGAGUUGACACUGUCUCUCCUCAACCGGGCAUGGAAGUCCGGGUUUGAUGCGCUCAUCCUCACUACUGACACCUGGCAGCUUGGCUGGCGACAUGACGAUGUGGCCAAUUCCAAUUAUGCCUUCUACCGCGGGACCGGUGCCGACCUAGGCUUGACAGACCCUGUAUUCCAGAAGCGAUGUCGCGAAGAAGGUAUUGACCCGGAGAAGGACAUCGUCGCGGCCUCGGCAAAAUGGAUUGACUCCGUCUGGCAUGGACGUGCAUGGUCCUGGGAGAAGAUCCCCUGGUUAAUCGAACAAUGGAAGAAGAUUUCCGGUGGAAGACCUUUCGCUAUCAAGGGGAUCCAGUCGGUCGCAGAUGCAAAAAAGUGCGUCGAGUACGGCGUCGACGGUAUCGUGGUGAGCAAUCAUGCCGGUCGGCAGGUGGACGGAGCCAUCGCAAGUCUUGAUGCACUAGAGAAUAUUGCCAAUGCUGUUGGUGACCAGAUUUACAUCAUGUAUGACUCUGGAGUUCGCGGCGCGAGUGAUGUCGCGAAAGCGCUGGCGCUGGGUGCCCGGUUCGUGUUUGUCGGCCGGCUCUGGAUCUGGGGGCUCAGUAUCAUGGGAGAGGAGGGAGUCCGUCAUGUUAUGAAAUCGCUGCUCGCUGACUUUGACAUUUUCAUGUGUGUUGCGGGAUUCAACAGCGUGAAGGAACUUGACCGAUCGAUUUUAGGUAUGCUUGCAAUCAUACCCGAAAGGAUAUACCCUUAUCCCGGACAAAGUCUUGUGAACUGA
Aspergillus oryzae RIB40 is the source of this 1182-nucleotide messenger RNA. RefSeq names its product L-lactate dehydrogenase. The transcript has 3 exons. NCBI's taxonomy places the organism in Eukaryota, Fungi, Ascomycota, Eurotiomycetes, Eurotiales, Aspergillaceae. Gene Ontology annotation, molecular function: FMN binding; oxidoreductase activity. The record is from RefSeq and is a predicted model, not a curated record. The coding region runs from base 1 to 1182 and encodes 393 amino acids.